UUCAAGUCCUAAGUUAAGAAGGUAAGUCUCAAAUUGAGAUUGCCAAUUGGGUGGGAUGUUCGCAGUGCGCGAAACAAUAACAAAUCAAAAAGUGGAAGAAAGCGUCUAAUGAGUAAACGAGAAAGCCGAACACUUAUUCGCGAGUCUCUCAAGGAUGGCAAAAAUUCUUCUUCUGCCCAUACAGCUGCUUUUUCGGAUGAAUUAAGUAAACCAGUUAAUGCUCGAGCAGCUAGAAGAAGACUUCUGGAAGCAGUAUAAAAGGAUGUAAAGCCGGAAAGAAGCGGUGACUCUCAGAAAAGAAUUAGAAAAAUCGUAUUUAAUGGGCUCGCCGAUACCAACACUUCACGAAAGAAGAUUGGUCGAAUGUUCUGUGGUCUGAUGAAACAAACUUCGGGGUAAGCUUAGCUUAGAUCGUCUUAAGUUAUUAACAGCCAUAGCUUCUUAACCUAGAGCAAUUUUAGAAAAAUAAUACAAAUCUUUAUGAAAACAUUGAUUUUUCUUUUCUACGUUCGUGAGGCAACGGGUUCGGAAAGAAUAUCAUCCAGAUAGCGUGGUGCCCACUGUUAAGCAUUGAGGAGGCAGCAUUAUGAUAUGGGGCUGCAUGGCUGCGGAUGGUGUCGGCGAAAUGUUCGAUUGCGAGGGUCGCAUGGGCACUCAAAAUUUCGACGGGUCUCAAUUUCAACAAGACAAUGCUCCUUGUCAUAAAUCAGCGACUACGUGGGCUGUUUUAAAACGUAAGAUUAACGAACACAGUGUAACAUCAAAAACUGCCUUAAAGAAUGCCUUAAUUAACGAGCGGUACGCUAUGAGUGCGGAUGAAUGUGCAAAACUUGUAUGCAGCAUUACUAAAAGAAUUGCAUUCAUUACUUCACUUGAUAAAACAAAAAAUUCAGUAAUCAGUGUAGUGCCUAAUAGUUUUGACCAAGGCUGAAUAUAUAUAUUUAAUUACAGCUCAUUUGUUCUAGUUGUAAGUAACCUUUGCAUACACAUCUCAGCGGUAUUAUAUGUACAUACGAUUAUUAAGCUAUGUGAAAUACUCUCUGAAUGUUAUUUGCGUUAUCUUCGAUAACAGUUUAUAACUUUGCUUAACUUAUAUAGUGGUUGCGAAUCAUCAAAAAAUCGUAACCACAGCGGAUUAGAGCUGCACUGCAAUUCUGUAACUUUUAUCGACACGAUUUGUCCGAUCGCAAAGUUUUGAAUUUUG
Molecule: messenger RNA, 1204 nt
Organism: Ceratitis capitata (Mediterranean fruit fly)
Lineage: Eukaryota; Metazoa; Arthropoda; Insecta; Diptera; Tephritidae
Exons: 2
Coding region: 587-931 (114 amino acids)
Molecular function (GO): nucleic acid binding
Source: RefSeq, a predicted model, not a curated record